CGUUACCCCAGUCUUUGUUUAAUGCCGAUGUUCCGGAGCUAGUGGAGGGGUGGGUGAAAUAAACCAAGGUGUCUAUUAAGCAUAGCCAAAUAUUUUUGGCGAUUUGCAACGAUUAUUUGGAGAUUCUCUCAACUCAUUGUCUCGAGAUGGCUUCUUUAUUACAGUCGCGGGCACCUUCAUGCCUAGCAUGCCUUCGCAGGACAACAAAUAGCUUUGGCGAUGGGCUUCUAUUCUCAAGCAGCCAACAGGUUCGAGGGAAGAAGAAGCUUGCGAAGGAAAAGGAUCACAACGUUACCAUUCAGUUGCUGAAACCUGUGGUAGGAAUUGGCAGAAAGGGCAAGUUUGCUUUGCAUCUACCCGAGGACUUUAAGUCUCACCCACUAAUUUCAAUAUAGGAAGGAUUGUUCAAGUCCCUCCCGGAUUGAUGCGAAAUAAAUUGUAUGGCAGGGGCUUUGCUGUAUAUGUGACGCCUGGAGAAUCUGGAGAAAACGGCUUGAGGAAACUCGUCUCUCCUCCUGAUAGUACUUUCGGCAAGCGCAAAAUCAGAAUAGAGCAGGUCCAAGAUCAGGAGAAGCCAGAAAAAUUUCCUAGCGGAGAACGUCGACUGAAUCUCAAGAAGGUGGUUGAGCUUGAAUUACUGAGCGUACGUAUACCUCGAUUUUUCCACAAAUUAGAGGACAAGAUUUGCUGACUGGCUGUGAAUAGCCCCAACGCUCCACUGCUAUCUUAUCCGAUUUAAUACCACCUUACAUAGAAUUCUUCGAAACAGCCAUCACCAUUACCCCUCCAUCAAAGGUCUCGCCAUCUUUAGCGUCAUCUUCCUCCGUCUCCGUCGCGGCCGCCCAGAAUAGUACGGGGAAGCCAGAGAAGGUGCCCAUCUAUGGGUCGGUAUCGACUACAGAUGUAGCCACGAAAAUGAAAACCAUUUUAGUUCAGGACUCUGAAGGAAAGCGGGUCGUAUUUGGACCAGAAGAUAUCAAAUUUGUCGAAGAGACAGAGGAGAAGGACCGCGUCAAACAUUUGGGCAUUUAUGAGGUUGACAUACAACUCAAGGGUGCUACUGAUGUUGUUCGAAGGUCUAUUAAAAUCAAUGCACAAGAUUAGAGCUAAAGAUGAGGCCAACGGCUGUUGAAAAGGACUUGAAAGAUACCUAGAUACCAAGUCUUCUUUAUCGAUGUAACACUACAUACACAUUCCCCAAUCUGGGGAAGAGAGUGUACAGGCAUCGUUCGAUUUCAAUAAUUCAUUGAAAAGUUGUAAAUGUCAAUGCUCAGCUUCAUUCAUUCGUCCACUUAUGAAUUAAAAUGAUAAUAUAGAAUACUAGGUAGUUCACAAACCUGAGGAAUCCAGCCAUAGAC
Sclerotinia trifoliorum is the source of this 1358-nucleotide messenger RNA. NCBI's taxonomy places the organism in Eukaryota, Fungi, Ascomycota, Leotiomycetes, Helotiales, Sclerotiniaceae. The record is from the annotation of a GenBank genome assembly.